Messenger RNA from Trichoderma aggressivum f. europaeum, 3003 nucleotides. RefSeq lists its product as uncharacterized. Gene Ontology annotation, biological process: protein localization to ciliary inversin compartment. The record is from RefSeq and is a predicted model, not a curated record. Gene Ontology annotation, cellular component: ciliary inversin compartment. The coding region runs from base 1 to 3003 and encodes 1000 amino acids. Gene Ontology annotation, molecular function: protein binding. Lineage: Eukaryota; Fungi; Ascomycota; Sordariomycetes; Hypocreales; Hypocreaceae. The transcript is spliced from 3 exons.
AUGGCAGAAGUAAAGAUGCACGCACAGAUCGAUUUCUCCGAGUCUCGCAAUUCUGGCCUCCAAAUGGGUCAAAAUAUGGGAACAGUGAAUAGCACGAUGAAUAAUACUUUUGGCGACGGAGUCACCGUUUAUAUGGUCACAGGCGGCUCGUCGAUCCAAAGUCCCGAAGAGCAGUUCCUCGACGCUCUGGUUGCGGGUGAUACCAGUAUUGGAGUUCCAAUUGAGCCUCCUGAGUCAGGAACAUGUUCAUGGAUAAUUAAUGAACUUCAUGCCUGGCUUAAAGAAUCUCCCAAUCAUCCCUUGUGGAUCAGUGGAAGCUCUGGAUGUGGCAAAAGUGUUAUGUCUUGGUUCAUCCUCAGAGAGAAGAACAAAUGGAUCACUUCCGAGGAAAAAAGUGGAAAGAUCAUUGUUGCAGGCAGUUUCUGUGAUAGAAACCCAAGUCGGCAGAAACCCAUCUGGAUUUUGAGGACUCUAUUAUACGAAAUCUUCAAACAGAACUGCGAUUUAAUCGAUACCAAAGAUCCAGACUUUUGGCAGGAAUCGGGAAACAAAGGCCAGCCGAUUCUGAACCUCGAUUUGUUCGAGUCCAUAGACUCUCUAGCAAAGCUUUUGGGCCAGAUUACGGACCAUGCGAAUGUUAACGAGUUAUACUUGGUUGUUGAUGGCCAGUAUCAGCAACAAGAAGAUGCUAUGGAUCUAGAGUACUUGGUCAACCGAGUUUCAAGCUACUGUGGGAAAAAAGCCACCCCUCGCUGGAUCUUCUCCACAAGACCCAAUGACUUGAACCGCCUGAUGCAAGACGCACGAGUGGUGGAUCUCUUCGAAAGAAACAGACAGGAUAUUCGUCUUGUGGCUCAGGCUCGCAUGAAACACCUCCAACGUCUCAACAACGCAAUCUCUGAAUCCUUCAUUUCUGACGUUGUCGAGAUCAUGACAACACGUGCCGAGGGCAUGUUUUUAUGGCUUUCUCUAGCGUUAAAGUCUUUAGGGAACAGCACCAUAUGGGAUAUCAAUGAGAUCAAAGAGAAGCUUCAAAGCAUCCCAUACAACGUUCAGGCCAUUUAUGGAACAAUUUAUGAACAUCUAGAUAAGAGGAUGCAAACUCUGCUCCUAUGGGUACAUGUGGCAGGUCGCUCAUUACAACUGAGCGAGGUCUUGGUGACGUGGGCGCUACAAGACGGUGGAAAGUCCAUCGAAGCAAUUAAGAGAAAAUCUCUUAGCCCUGAUGCCGUCCGCAGGUCUUUUGACAGCAACUUGAAAGCGCUACUUGUCCUUCAUGAUGACAGUACAAUUCACUUUGCUCACCCAUCCGUCAAUGACUUCACCCAACAAUUAAUCAACAGUUCAGAAGGACAAGAGCAACUCAGCAUAGCUAAGACGCAUAAGCAAUUAGCAGAAGCGUGUCUCGCUUAUUUAAGUUUGGAGGAAAUCCGUACACUUGUUGUACCAGAACCCCCAGUUGAUGAAAAUGGUAUGAUCGAUAGAGUGAAACGUGAGGAGGAAAUAAAGCAAUACUUGGGGAAAUAUCAAUUCCUCGAAUAUUCGAUCACGUUUCUCGGUCUUCACCUUAGGGAGAGCGAAGAGGCUGGUAACGACGCCCAAGUCGUAGAAGGAAGGGAUGAGUUCUUUGGGGUUAAAUCUCAAGCCAUGCAGCAUUGGGUACGAGGUUAUGAUUUACUGGUACGCUGCACAGCAGACACCGGCGGCUCAAACAGUCUCAGCCUGCUUUUCAUUUCUGCUCGACUCAAUCUCACCUCGCUGGCGGAACAGUUCAUUUCCACUGGGGGUGCCAUCACAUCACUCAUAAAUCUUCCAGGCAUGAGAGUACUUGCCGCUGGAGCAUCAUCUUUUGAAAUGGUCCGCUCACAGCUCGUCGACCUGCCUGACAUCAAAGGGUGGCGCGCUCUACAUAUCGCUGCAGACUCUGAAGCUGAGAAAGUGGUAGAGUGGCUUCUCAAUAAUGGUGCUGCAGUGGACUCUAACACGAUUGGGAUCAUUCGACCCGGGCGCACUGCUUUACAUUUUGCUGCAUCAAAGUCUAGCAACGCUUCCUUUCGCAUUGUUCAGGCCCUUCUGAAGAAAGGAGCGAACCCAGGGGAGCCUACGAUAUUUGGAGGAAACACUCCGUUACACUAUGCGGUCCAAGGAGGAUCCGUGGAGAUUUUGAAGGCGUUGUUGACGCACAAGAAGCCUGCACAACCAAACUUUUCCAACUUUUCCGGUAUAUCGGCGCUCCACAAGGCAGUUGCAAUUCCAAAUGGCGAAGCAAUAGUGGAGGUAUUGUUACAACACAAGGGCGAUCCCGAAGAAACAUCGUCACUCGACAAGGUGGCGGUAGUUCGCGGGGUAAAAGAUGCCAGUGUUGUGUCCGCUAUCAAGGCCGUCACAAUCAUGAAACCUGCUAGCAUGUGGAAAUCCGUUACGGAUACCCUUCAUGGAGUUGCGACAAAUAAAACCGCGCUUCACAUAGCGGUGGGAGUCAAGGGAACAGAAGAGACGGUCAAGAAGCUGCUGAAGUGGUACGCAGAUAACGGGGAAAUGGCGAAAAGCAAAGAUUCCAUGGGUUAUACGGCAUUGCACUCCGCUGUGGACGGUAACAGCUGCUUCACGCAUGUAAAGCUUUUGGUUGAAUCGAAAAGGAUUGAUAUAAACGCACAAGACGAGGCUGGAAGGACGGCUCUGGUGCUCUAUAUGCAAAGGCUGAGCCAAGCGCAAUCGUUGUCCGAGAUCGGUGACCUCAGUGCUUUGAAGAAGACGCUGGAUGAUCUGUUGGAUUCGGGUAUCGUUACAGACACGAAGGAUCAGGCUGGAAAGUCGGCUAUCGAUUACGCAAAGCAAGCAGGACUAACCUGGGCCAUUGAGAAGCUGGACUCGGUUCUCAAACAUCCUGAGAUGUCGACCCAAAGUCCGAAUUUAGAGCCGAAAUAUCCAAGCGAGUCAGCACAGGGUGUUAAAGGUAUGUUGAAGAAGACAGGACUGGGCAGGUUCUCAAAAAGGUUUUAG